AUGCGUUUAACAAUAUCAGAAGAAGAAAAACAUUAAAGAGUAGAAGCUUUAAUUAGAGAGUUGGGUAUUACAAAAUGUGCAGAUACAAGAGUAGGAAAUACUUAAAUCAGAGGUGUAUCAGGAGGUGAAAGAAAAAGAGCAAGUAUUGGUGUAGAAUUACUUACAAAUCCAAGUUUGAUAUUUCUUGAUGAACCUACUACUGGUUUAGAUUCUUCAACUGCAUUAUAAGUUAUUGAUCUUUUAAAAAGAUUAGCAAAAAAUGGUAGAACUAUUGUUAGUACUAUUCAUUAACCAUCUUCUGAAAUAUUUAAUAAUUUUGAUAGACUUAUGCUUUUAGUUAGAGGAAACAUUAUCUAUUAAGGAGAUGCUGAAGAAGCUAUUAAUUAUUAUGGAAAUAUGGGAUUUUAAUGUCCCAAUUUUUCAAAUCCUUCAGAUUAUUUUAUGAAAUUAAUGAAUGAAGAGGGACUUUUAGUUGAAAAAAUAUAAGUAGGAGAAUCUGAAGAUUUCGAUGAAGCUAAAAUUAAAGAAGAGUUUGAAGAAAGACUUAAAUAAUUAUUAAUAAUUACUAUUCAUCUAAUAUGA
Messenger RNA from Paramecium sonneborni, 582 nucleotides. NCBI's taxonomy places the organism in Eukaryota, Ciliophora, Oligohymenophorea, Peniculida, Parameciidae. The record is from the annotation of a GenBank genome assembly.